AUGGGCUUCCAGAAGUUCUCCCUCAUCCUAGCUCUCAGCAUCUUGGUCCUGUACCAGGUGGGCAGCCUCCAGGCAGUGCCAUUCCGGUCCAACCUGGAGAGCAUCCCAGGACUGGAUAUGCUCAGUAAGAAGCAAGCGCGCCGCCUACUGGCUGCACUGGCGCAGGACUACGUGCAGAUGAAGGCUGGUGACCUGGAACAGGAGCCGGAGACAGAGGACUCCAGCGUGGACAGCGCCAGAACCGGGGGGUGCGGUAAUCUGAGUACUUGCCUGCUGGACAAUUUCAUACAGGACCUCCACAAGUUAAAAAACUCCAACCGAACUGAUACUGGCCCUGGAUCACCUGGAAAGAAAAGAGAUAUGGCCAGACACUUGGAGAGAGACCACCGCCCUCAUGUCAGCAGGUCCCUGGAUGCCGACUAA
Propithecus coquereli (Coquerel's sifaka) is the source of this 423-nucleotide messenger RNA. RefSeq names its product calcitonin-like. Gene Ontology annotation, cellular component: extracellular region. Gene Ontology annotation, molecular function: hormone activity; calcitonin receptor binding. The transcript has 3 exons. The record is from RefSeq and is a predicted model, not a curated record. NCBI's taxonomy places the organism in Eukaryota, Metazoa, Chordata, Mammalia, Primates, Indriidae. The coding region runs from base 1 to 423 and encodes 140 amino acids.